Cucurbita maxima (winter squash) is the source of this 639-nucleotide messenger RNA. Its product is annotated as 60S ribosomal protein L32-1-like. Gene Ontology annotation, cellular component: cytosolic large ribosomal subunit; ribosome. Bases 66 to 467 code for a protein of 133 amino acids. NCBI's taxonomy places the organism in Eukaryota, Viridiplantae, Streptophyta, Magnoliopsida, Cucurbitales, Cucurbitaceae. The transcript is spliced from 4 exons. Gene Ontology annotation, biological process: translation. Gene Ontology annotation, molecular function: structural constituent of ribosome. The record is from RefSeq and is a predicted model, not a curated record.
GAGUUCGGCGGUCUUGGAAAGCAAGCUCCGAUUCCUAUUGCCGAGUUUGUAGGAACUAAGAAGAUAUGGCGGUGCCGUUGCUGACGAAGAAGAUCGUUAAGAAGAGGGUUAAGCAGUUCAAGAGGCCUCAGAGCGACCGCAAGAUCUCUGUCAAAACAAACUGGCGUAGACCAAAGGGUAUUGAUUCUCGUGUCCGAAGGAAGUUCAAAGGAUGCACUUUGAUGCCAAACAUCGGUUAUGGUACUGACAAGAAGACCCGCCAUUAUCUUCCUAAUGGAUUCAAGAAGUUCGUCGUGCACAAUGUGAAUGAGCUUGAACUGUUGAUGAUGCACAACAGGACUUACUGUGCUGAGAUUGCACACGAUGUGUCCACAAAAAAGAGGAAGGAGAUCGUGGAGAGAGCUGCCCAACUCGAUGUAGUUGUCACCAACAAGCUUGCUAGGUUGCGCAGCCAGGAGGAUGAAUGAGGAGCCGCCUCCUAGACUCUCUUUUUGUUUUUAUUAUUAGUAUUGUCCUUUUAAUACCGUCUUAUGAAUAUGUCUGUUAUUGCAGCUGCCCUGGCUUUUGCUGUUUUUCUAUUCUACUCAAUGUCAUCCUUUAUUUGACUAAGAUUUCUAAUUCCAUCGUCAUUUUUGGUUA